This is a messenger RNA of Ilex paraguariensis (yerba mate), 675 nucleotides long. The record is from the annotation of a GenBank genome assembly. NCBI's taxonomy places the organism in Eukaryota, Viridiplantae, Streptophyta, Magnoliopsida, Aquifoliales, Aquifoliaceae.
AUGGAUAAUCAGGCACCAGGUUUUAGGUUCUACCCAACCGAAGAAGAAUUAGUUUCAUUCUAUCUGAAUAACAAGCUUGAAGGAACUAGACAAGACCUCGACCCGUGGUUUUUCUUUGUCCCUCGGCAAGAGAGAGAAGCUCAUGGAGGAAGGCCUAAUCGGCUCACAACUACCGGAUAUUGGAAAGCCAGUGGUUCUCUGGGCUAUGUAUACUCGAAUAAUGGAAUAAUUGGAGUGAAGAGAACCAUGGUUUUCUAUAGAGGAAGAGUUCCGGACGGAAGAAAGACCGAGUGGAAGAUGAAUGAGUAUAGAGCCAUUGAAGGAGAAACUUCUUCAUCAAGUAAUGCAACUCCACCAAAGUUAAGACAAGAAAUCAGUUUGUGCCGAGUCUACUUAAAAUCGACAAGCUUACGAACAUACAACAGACCACAACCGUCAGAAGUAGUGAGAAGUGAAGAAACAGUUCACCAACCUCGUCCUGGUAAUGAGGCAACAUCUCAUCAACACCAGCAAUUAACAGAGAUCAGAAUAAGCCCACCAACUCAUAACGCGUCCUUGGGAGACGGCACCAUUGCCAAUAAUCCUUGUCAAGUUAUGGAAAAUGGUAGCUGGGAUUGGGAUGUGUCUGUUGAUAAUGAUUUCUUGUGGGACUGGGUCGAAUUGAAUUGGUUUUAA